Messenger RNA from Panonychus citri (citrus red mite), 2684 nucleotides. It is a transcript of the gene Vps51, whose product is annotated as vacuolar protein sorting-associated protein 51 homolog. Bases 142 to 2487 code for a protein of 781 amino acids. The record is from RefSeq and is a predicted model, not a curated record. Gene Ontology annotation, biological process: Golgi organization; endocytic recycling; Golgi vesicle transport. Lineage: Eukaryota; Metazoa; Arthropoda; Arachnida; Trombidiformes; Tetranychidae. Gene Ontology annotation, cellular component: membrane; EARP complex; GARP complex. The transcript has 10 exons.
ACGAAAACAUAUGUUUGUGUUCACCUUUGUUGUCACUUGACAGUUUGUGAUUCUCUUGAAACUGUCUUACAAUUAGUUAAUUCACUUUAAUUUAUUCCAUUUAUUUAAUUAUUUAUUCGUGUUUUCAAUCAACUUAAUGCAAUGUCUUCUUCGGGCUCUGGUAAUAAGACUUCUCGUGAGAAGCGAUUUCUUUUGAAAGAAUAUUAUAAACCUGAGGAAAUGGUCUCUGAGAGUGGGAAUGUUGAUAUUGGUGAUCUUUUCAACGUUAAUAGUCCCGAUUUCAAUGCUGAUCUAUAUUUAAGCAAGCUUCUCAAGGAAUGUAAUAUAUCACAAUUAAUGGACAAAGAAGAUGUGCUACGCCGUCAAAUUCAAAGUCUUGACAAUGAGAUGCAAACAUUAGUCUAUGAGAAUUAUAACAAAUUCAUCAAUGCAACUCAAACAAUCAAAAAGAUGAGUAACCAUUUUGAUAAAAUGGAGGAACAAUUAACUGAACUAUCUUCAAAUAUGGAAAAGAUAACAGUCUCCAGUGAAGAAAUAUCAAAAAAUUUGGCUACUCGUCGGCAAGAUUUGUCCAAAUUAUCAGCGACCGAUGGUGUCCUCAAAAAGCUACAAUUUCUGUUUGACCUUCCACCCAAGAUGAAAAAAUAUAUCGAGGAAAGAAAGUACGACGAGGCCAUUUCUUCCUACAAUCAAGCCGUUGGAACCUUAUCAAGAUACUCACAUUUCCCAUCUAUCGAAGCCAUUGACCAUGAAUGUGAACAAAUUCUGAGCAAAUUAAGACAAGAAUUAUAUAAUCAAUUACAAGAUAGUGAUAUCAACACACAACAAUUAGCGAUAACUAUAAAUCUUUUGCUCGGCCUUAAUGAAUCGCCUUCUCAAUUAUCUUCAGCAUUUCUUGAAACUUCCAAAAAAGCGCUUACCAUUAAUAUAACGGAACUUGAAAAGGAAACCAGUAAUUUUGUUCAACAACAAAAAUCGACCUCAGAAGAUGUUCAAAAAAUGGACAUUCUCGAGUAUAUGGACCUUGCAUCUAAUGGUUUCGUCAGCAAUUUAUCAAUCAUAAUUACCUCUUAUAAAGAGAUUUUCAUUCAAAAAUUAGCUCUCAAUGAUAAUGUUGAUGAAAAUCAUUUGAUUGACAAUUUGAAAAGUUUUGUCAACCAAUUGAUGGACUCAUUUUUUAGUCAAAUCAAGACUCGUCUUUCAAUUGAACCUUUUAAUACCUUGGAAAUCGCUUUCUUUGUCCGUUCCUUGGAUCGUCUCUACCGUCGACUUCAGGCCUUAUCCAAUAUAUUUGGUUAUCAAAAUUACACCGGCGAUGCAUUCAAUAUAAUCUGGGACUCAAGUUCAGCUCAAUGUUCAAAAGCUUUAGAACUUUCCAAGAUCAAGUUCGAUGAGGAAUUGGUUAACGCUCGCCAUUCAAUAAUCGGUUUAACCUCUCAUGAAACUGAGGAUAAAAUUUCCCUAUCCGAUAUUGUGGUGUCUUUGGAAACCUCAUUAAGUGAAUCAAUUAAAAAUACGGUCAAAAGUUUGAGUGUUUUCUCGGCUCCUGAUUUAUCCUUCCUGGUUAAAACCAAUUUUCGUGAUGAUUUUAUUCUUGAUGUUCGUGAAAAAGUGGUCGCUUCAAUGCUCAAAUAUGUCAUCUCACUUUCAACGGAACACCAACGUUCCAACUCAUCGGCUACUCCUCUUUUGGUACUUCUCUUGUCCCGUCUUAACCUUGAUCUUGACCUUACCAUGAUUAGUUACCUGAUUAAUUUUACGGAAGAGCAACUAUACAUUUCUCGUGACAUGAAACCUUAUCCACAUCUAACUGGAUUAAAACAAUCGGCUAAAGAUUGUGCCCAAAAUUUAAUCAACAACUACGUUAGACUGGAAGGUCACAGUUUAUCUCAAAUGAUCAAAAAAUCUAUCGAAACUCGAGACUGGUCUAGUGGAGUUGAACCUCGUUCAGUUCGAUCAGUCAUGAAACGCGUUGUAGAAGAUGUUUCAUUAAUCGAUAGUCAAGUGACCCAAUUGUAUGAAGAAGGUUCAAGAACUGAGCGAAGUUCAGAUUCAAGUCGAAGUCGCAAUACCAUGAGUGGAAUCGGUCUCCCCUCAUCUCGAUCCUACAGUCGAUCUAAUUGGAGCUCUUAUGGAGCAAGCACAAUCGACAAUAGUCUAAUCAGUAACAUCCAGAGAUUAUUUGGUGAAAGAAUUGAAAUAUUCAGCUCGGUUGAAUUUUCCAAGCUCUCAAUUGUAACCGGAAUAAUAAAGAUUGGACUCAAGACAUUCCUUGAAUCGGUUCGUUUAUGUACUUUUAGUACAUUUGGACUACAACAAGUCCAAGUUGAUUUGUAUUACCUACAAACUCACCUUUGGAGAUUUGUAACUGACGAAAAUUUGGUCCACAGUAUGAUCGAUGAAGUCUUAAGGAGCACAAUUAAUCGCUGUUUAGAACCAGUUCUAAUGGAAAUGAGUAUUGUUGAAAAACUGUGCGAAGGCCAAUAGAACGCUAAUUACUUUACAAUCCAAUAAGUGAAUCAAAUUAAACACUCGACACAACAAAAAAUUAAAAGGAUACAAAAUCUAAUCAUCAGCUCUCUUUAAGAAUUCAGUUGAAUAACUGUAAAUAUCAAUAAUUAUUACACUCUAAUUAUCAAUUGUUAUGACAUGAAGCAAAUAAAAUCUACGAUUAAACAUAUUAA